Molecule: messenger RNA, 2057 nt
Organism: Poecilia latipinna (sailfin molly)
Lineage: Eukaryota; Metazoa; Chordata; Actinopteri; Cyprinodontiformes; Poeciliidae
Gene: asns
Product: asparagine synthetase
Exons: 11
Coding region: 1-1686 (561 amino acids)
Cellular component (GO): cytosol
Molecular function (GO): asparagine synthase (glutamine-hydrolyzing) activity
Source: RefSeq, a predicted model, not a curated record
AUGUGUGGCAUCUGGGCUUUGUUUGGCAGCGAUGAGUGUCUGUCGGUUCAGUGCACGUGUGCUAUGAAGAUUGCUCAUCGGGGCCCCGAUGCUUUCCGCUUUGAAAAUGUCAACGGUUUCACCAACUGCUGCUUCGGCUUCCACCGACUGGCCAUUGUGGACCAGCUGUAUGGUAUGCAGCCACUACGAGUCAAGAAGUUCCCUUACUUGUGGCUCUGCUACAACGGAGAGAUUUACAACCACCAAGCACUGAAGACAAAGUUUGACUUUGAUUAUCAGACUAAAGUAGACGGUGAGGUUCUGCUUCAUCUGUACGACCGCUUUGGAAUCCAGAAGAUGGCUUCUCUUCUGGAUGGAGUGUUUGCCUUCAUCCUGCUGGACACAGCCAACAGAAAGGUGUACCUGGGGAGAGACACGUACGGCGUCCGGCCGCUCUUUAAGUUCCUCGCCGAUGAUGGCUUCCUUGCAGUCUGCUCAGAGGCCAAAGGCCUUGUAGAAAUCACCCACUCCAUGGAAACCGCUGCCAGCAUCGUUCCCUUCCUUCCCGGCUACUUUGAGGUCUUUGACUUGAAGCUGAAUGGCAAAGUUCAGUCGGUUCAGUUUGAGCAGUUUCACUGCUGUACCAGAGAGCCUGCUCAUGCCUUGUACGACACGGUGGAGGGACUAUCUUCAGAUUUUGGUGAAGAAACGGUGAAACGUAACAUCAGAACUCUGUUUGAAAAUGCUGUGAGGAAACGCCUUAUGGCCCACAGACGCAUCGGUUGUCUGCUGUCAGGUGGUCUGGACUCUAGUUUGGUUGCAGCCAUGCUGCUGAAGCUGUCCAAAGAGGAGAAGCUGCCGUAUUCCAUUCAGACGUUUUCCAUCGGCGCCGAGGACAGUCCUGAUGUCAUGGCUGCUGAAAAGGUGGCUGCUCACAUUGGCAGUGAGCACCACAAGGUGGAGUUCACAGCAGAGGAAGGAGUCAAAGCUGUGGAGGAUGUCAUCUUCCACCUGGAGACCUAUGACAUCACCACUGUCCGAGCCUCUGUUGGGAUGUACUUGGUAUCGAAGUACAUCAGGGAGAAGACGGACAGCGUGGUGAUCUUUUCUGGAGAGGGCUCUGAUGAGCUGACUCAGGGUUACCUUUACUUCCACAAGGCUCCAAGUGCCAAAGCAGGAGCAGAUGACAGCAUCCGCCUCUUAAAGGAGCUCUACCUGUUCGAUGUUCUUCGUGCUGAUCGGACCACCGCCGCACACGGCUUGGAGCUCAGAGUGCCUUUCUUGGACCACAGAUUCACAGCCUACUACCUUUCCCUUCCUGAGGAGAUGAGAACUCCUAAGGACGGAGUGGAGAAACACCUCCUCAGGGACUCUUUCAAAGGCCUGAACUUGAUUCCUGAUGAGAUCCUGUGGAGACGGAAGGAAGCCUUCAGUGAUGGUAUGAUGUCUGAGAAGAAGUCCUGGUACAACUACCUGCAGGAACAUCUGGACUCUGUGGUCAAUGACAGCCAGAUGGAGAAGGCUGAGCAGACUUUCCCCCACAACCCCCCCAGGACCAAAGAGGCCUACUACUACAGACAGGUGUUUGAGAAGUUCUUCCCGGGCCGGGCCCAGUGGUUGUCCCAUUACUGGAUGCCUUGUUGGAUCAGCGCCACUGACCCGUCAGCACGGACCCUGUCCAUCUACAAGCCUGACAAACACCAGUGAUUGGCCGGAGCGUCUGUGUGUUUCUGCCUAUGAAGAUGUCAGGCUGUUAUGGCUGUCAGAGGUCAGCUGGAGACUGAGCUGACUUUGGGACUCCACAUUGUCUCUGCCUUUAGUCCACAGCUGUAUAAGUAGCCCAUGAUGCUGUGUAGAAGCUCUAAGACAGCUUCAGCCUUCAGAUUUUGUUUAUUUUUCUACAAUUUGUUGCUAGCGCUCUGAGGAACAGCGUGGUGGUCUCCGUUAAUCCAUCUGAACCUAGAAGCAUCCAACUCGCCCUCUGUUGGUGUGGAACUCCUGGCAGCUCUGCAGCAUUCGGUUUGUCUGAUGUUCACCACAGGAGGUCUGUUAAAUAAAAGCAAACUCCAUGAAACGCC